AUGGAGAGAAUCGAAAAACAAGUAGUCUCCAUGGAGAAAACUUUGGAUUCCGCCAGAAGGUGGCGCUCGUUCUCAGUGUGUUUACUAAUUGUGAUUAUAUUCCUUCUGGCAGCAAUCGCUACCUCUAUAGUAUAUUAUGAACUGAUUAUGCGCACAAAGAAACUUUCCCGUCACACUAAUAUACAGGAGACAACUGCUGUCGAAGAGGAACCAACAGAUCCACCGAUGUUUCGCGAUUUAACACAGGUAGAACUUAAAAGACUGAAGAGAUACUUACACGAGCAUGGCGACUUCAACCUAAAACAUAACAAACCUAUUGUAAGCUCGAGCUUCCUGUUUCUAUCUGAAUUACACCUCCCUAACAAAUCACAGGCCUUGGAAACAUUAGAUAAGCACCAUAAUGCGCCGCCUAGAGAGGCAAAAGUUGUGCUAUUCAGAGGAGACAAGAAGAUUCCUGUUAUUGAAGAAUAUGUUGUUGGACCGCUAGCCAACAUAACGUAUCACCGUUUGCUUGUGUCCAAACAUUACCAAAGACCGGCGCCAUAUCUUUUCAGACCGAACAGUAAAGCGGAAUACCUCGAGGUAAAGAAACUGCUGACUGAUGUUGAUGAAGUUAUCAAGCACGUUUUACUGGAAAGUUAUGAUGCGCGCUUCUUCAGUUGUGACCGGAAGUGUUUAGUCUUACAUCGAUGGACAGUUGUCUCCCCUACUGUUUCGGGAAUCGACGUUCGUAAAGUUUGGUACUGGGCACACCACUUCACCGAGUAUUAUCUCUUAAAUCCUGUUGAUUUCUUUAUUCUCUUUAAUCUUGAUGGAAAUGAUCCCAGCCAGUUUCAUGUCGAAACCAUCUGGUAUAACGGACAGCAUUUCGAUACGGCUGAGAAUUUAGCAGAUGCUUUCACUGCGGGUACUGUCAAGAAAUCAUCAAUAAUAUUUCCCAAAGAAAAUCCUAUGCACUUUGCCACCCUUAAUUUAAGAGGGAAUCAGUUUCCAGAGAAGAAUAUGCGUAGCCCUAAACAGGUGGAACCAGACGGCAGGCGUUACUACCGGAAUGACAGACAUGUUACGUAUAUGGGUUGGGCGUUUGACUUUCGGAUGUCUACUACAACUGGACCUCAGCUAUUUGACAUCAAACACAUGGGACGUCGAAUUGUUUACGAGCUAAGUCUUCAGGAAAUAUCGUCUUUCCACUCCGGGUUUAAACCUUGGAACAGAUAUUCUGAUAUGCUAUACAGUAAUAGUCUCUUGGGAUAUCAAGCUCGUGAUCUUGUUCCGGGAGCAGAUUGUCCCAACUCUGCCUCCUUCAUCAGUGCUACUCACUGGACAGAACACCGAAGUGACCCUGUCACGUAUGAACGUGCGUUCUGCCUCUUUGAACAUAGUACUGGCGAGCCAUUGAGGCGCCACCACGCGUACGAUAGAAUGACCGGUCGAUUCUAUGGCUCUCUAGAAGAUAUUGUCCUAGUUCUCAGGGCUAUCAUAUCAGUGAAUAAUCAGGAUUGCAUUGUGGAUUUUAUUUUUCACCAAAAUGGUGCUUUAGAAGUGAAAACCUCAUUAACCGGUUAUAUGAUGGCUAUGCUUCACUCACCUCCAGAAGGAAGGUAUGGUUUUAAACUCCGCGAUAGACUCAUUGGAACGAUAAGUCAACACGCAUUCAAUUUUAAAGUUGAUUUGGAUAUUCACGACAUUAAAAACCGCUAUGAGACAUUACAGUUUGAACCUCAUAUCAUCAACAAUAAUGAUUGGUCGGUAGAAAAGAAUUCAAGAUACCAACAAAUCAAAUUUACAAGGAAUUCAAAAAUGACAGAACUACAAACGUUGUAUCGAAAAAAUACUAGCCUUCCUCUAUAUCAUAUAUUUUACAACAAAGAUUAUAGAACUACGUACAAUGACGCGAGGGCGUAUCGGAUACAGAUCGAUGGCGGACUAACACAUCUACUGUCACAAGGUAUCGCCAAUGAGCCGUCGAUAUCUUGGGCGCGGUAUCAGAUGGCGGUGACGCGCCGGAAAGACGAUGAGGGACAAAGUAGUUCGAUUUACGCAAUGUGGGAUAGGAAAGAACCAAUUGUCAAUUUUCAGAGUUUCCUUGACGACAACGAAAAUGUUGUUGAUACAGAUCUAGUUGCCUGGGUAACACUGGGACUUCAUCACCUACCACAGAUGGAGGAUCUACCACUUAUUUCAUCUGUUGGCAAGCGGCUAUCUUUCUUUUUAACUCCAUUCAACUAUCACGACUCCGAUCCAUCCAUGGCGUCAAGAGAUGCAAUACGCAUGUCUUAUGAAGAGACUUCCGGUUCCGAUCACAUUGUUAGGGUUGAAAAUUAUGGAUUGCCGAAAGAUUUUUCGUGCGAUUCUGAAUUCCAAGAAAAUUCUUACUUCAAUACUUCUGAAUUAUUUGAACAAACAUAA
Ylistrum balloti is the source of this 2409-nucleotide messenger RNA. RefSeq names its product putative amine oxidase [copper-containing]. Gene Ontology annotation, molecular function: primary methylamine oxidase activity; quinone binding; copper ion binding. The transcript is spliced from 2 exons. NCBI's taxonomy places the organism in Eukaryota, Metazoa, Mollusca, Bivalvia, Pectinida, Pectinidae. Gene Ontology annotation, cellular component: plasma membrane. Gene Ontology annotation, biological process: amine metabolic process. Bases 1 to 2409 code for a protein of 802 amino acids. The record is from RefSeq and is a predicted model, not a curated record.